Melampsora larici-populina 98AG31 is the source of this 873-nucleotide messenger RNA. RefSeq lists its product as uncharacterized. NCBI's taxonomy places the organism in Eukaryota, Fungi, Basidiomycota, Pucciniomycetes, Pucciniales, Melampsoraceae. The record is from RefSeq and is a predicted model, not a curated record. The coding region runs from base 1 to 873 and encodes 290 amino acids. The transcript is spliced from 2 exons.
AUGAAUCAAUUAGCAACAUUGAUAGAAUUACUUGGUAAAAAGUUGAAGACUUUGAGCCUCUGCUUUGUCUAUCAUAACAAUAUAGGUAUUUCGCCUCGAGUGAUCAAAGCCAUUGAGAACAUUGAAGAUUUGAAAUCGUUCAUGAUCUUUAGCGGACACGAAGAUUCAAAAUAUAGAACUCGUAAUUUAAAAUCAAUAACAGAAUUAUUCUCAGCAAUGCCCAAAAUCGAAUGGUUAAAAUUUAUGUGUGGUGCAAUAAAAAAAUUAGAUUUCAAACCUACGGCCUUGACCAAUUUACGUUGCCUUUCUUUUUCUUAUGACAAGAAUUCAAAAGUGUUAUCAAAUAUCAUUCGAACUUCAAAAAGCACUUUAAAAUUCAUUGAACUUAAUUCUGCUUUUGAAGAUUGUCAAGAUUUGAUUCAAAUUUUUGAACCGAUUCAAGAUACAUUAGAAGGGCUGGGUACAAUGUCAUUUAGUGAAGAUCUACCUGCUGAAUUUGCAAGUUUAGAUUUUCCAAAGUUGAGAGUCUUGAUAGACCAGUCUACCCGUCCUUAUCGUGUAAUGAGAGCAACAAAUGAACAUGUUCUAGCAGCUCCAAUGUUAAGAAAUGUUAGAACAGUGGUCACAGCCAUAGAAUCUACUACUUAUAGGUCUUAUUGGGAUUUGACAGAUUUAUUAGUUGGUGUGGAAGAAGUACCCAGCUUUAAACAUUUUGUUUUGACCAAAGAAGCAUGGAUUCAAGAUUAUAUUGUGAUUCCUCCUAAAUUUAUGGAAGACUACAAAUCUCGUGGAGUUCAAUUGCAUGUUACAAAUCAAGUUUCAUGUGAUGAACUGAUGGAAUUGGAUCUUAAGCUGAACGGACCGAUGAACUAG